UCCUCUUCUUCAGUAUCUCUCUUCUUCUCCGCUCUAGUUUCUAUCCGCAGUUGAUAUACACACACACACACACACACACACACACAUCGAUAUAUAUAUAUAUGUAUUUAUUAUAAGUACUCUCCUCAGAAAAAGAAAGAAAGAGAGGGAGAGUCAGAUAAGAUUUAUGGGGUAUAAUUCAUUCUUAAAGAGCCCAAAGAAGGAAGAACAGCAGGUCCCAGAUACAGCUCAUGAAUUCUGCAACACCGUCCAUGGAGAAACUGAUGACGUCAUGAAUGAACUCGAAGGCCUUUUGGGCAUUGAAAACGAUUUUGAACAUGACAAGUUAUUAUCAACUGAUCAUCAUAUUCAUCAUUAUCAUCAUCAUAUCAACCCACUGCAGUUAUAUCAUCAUUAUCAACAACAACUCAGUUGGGAUUUCAUAGAUUGGGAAGACUUCCCGAAUGGGACUGAGGAAGAAGAAGAAGAGGAAGAUGAGGAAGAUGAGUUAGAUGAAGAAAGAGAGCAGAAAGUUAAGGGGUGCCCUCUAGGUAAUGAACUAAUGUUGUUUGGAGGAGAAGAAAAUGUAAGUCCAGGUGGUUGUCAUAAUUACAGCGCUGAUAAUAACGAUGGUAAUUUGAAGAAAGAAGAAACGGGGUUUUGGGAUGAGAAGAAGAAGGUGGCUUUGAACCUUAAUUUGAAUUAUCAAGAAGUGCUUGAUGCUUGGUCUGAUCGUGGACCUUUAUGGGCUGAUACUGCUUCUUCGCUUUCCAUGGCAACCAAUUAUGGCUACUAUAUGGGAGAGGUGCCAGUGAUGGAAGAAGAUAGAGCAAGAAGAGAAGCAAGCGUUCUUAGAUACAAAGAGAAACGGCAGAGCAGAUUGUUCUCCAAGAAGAUAAGGUAUCAAGUCCGCAAACUCAACGCAGAUAAAAGACCCAGGCUUAAGGGUCGGUUUGUGAAGAGAGUAUCCUAACAGGAAAAGGAUGCGCAUCAUAGAAAUAUCUCCAAGAAAUAUCUUCUCUGUACACCUAUAUAUAUAUAUAUAUAUAUAUAUAUUCUGGACUUUUGGGCUUUUGAACUUUUCAAUGCCUUUAACUUUCUCAAUGACAAUAAAAUUAAAAAUAUCUUCUUGAUUCAAA
Messenger RNA from Carica papaya (papaya), 1118 nucleotides. Its product is annotated as CCT motif family protein. Gene Ontology annotation, biological process: regulation of DNA-templated transcription. The record is from RefSeq and is a predicted model, not a curated record. Lineage: Eukaryota; Viridiplantae; Streptophyta; Magnoliopsida; Brassicales; Caricaceae. Gene Ontology annotation, cellular component: nucleus. Gene Ontology annotation, molecular function: protein binding.